This is a messenger RNA of Mesoplodon densirostris (Blainville's beaked whale), 3091 nucleotides long. It is a transcript of the gene ATF2, whose product is annotated as activating transcription factor 2. Bases 281 to 1651 code for a protein of 456 amino acids. The record is from RefSeq and is a predicted model, not a curated record. Gene Ontology annotation, biological process: regulation of transcription by RNA polymerase II. Lineage: Eukaryota; Metazoa; Chordata; Mammalia; Artiodactyla; Ziphiidae. The transcript is spliced from 14 exons. Gene Ontology annotation, molecular function: cAMP response element binding; DNA-binding transcription factor activity, RNA polymerase II-specific.
GAGAGGACGGAAGCCUGUGGGAGCCCGUGGCCUUUAAAGUGCGGUUCAGUCCUUUCCUCCAGGGGUGGUUUGUAAACACCGCUGAGCUCGGGUCUCCCCAGCGACCGAAAGAAGCAUGAACUAGUGACCUGGAAAGGGAUACUUAGAUGGAAACUUGAGAAGCACCGCUUACUUGAUUAGAGUUGAGGGAUUCCUGGCAGAAGAGUAAAUAAAGCUCAUGGCCCACCAGCUAGAAAGUAUCCUUGCCAUGAAAAAGAGGACGUGAUAAGUUGUACAACUUAUGAAAUUCAAGUUACAUGUGAAUUCUGCCAGGCAAUACAAGGACCUGUGGAAUAUGAGUGAUGACAAACCCUUUCUAUGUACUGCCCCUGGAUGUGGCCAGCGUUUUACCAACGAGGAUCAUUUGGCUGUCCAUAAACAUAAACAUGAGAUGACACUGAAAUUUGGUCCAGCACGUAAUGACAGUGUCAUUGUGGCUGAUCAGACCCCAACACCAACAAGAUUCUUAAAAAACUGUGAAGAAGUGGGUUUGUUUAAUGAGUUGGCAAGUCCAUUUGAGAAUGAAUUCAAGAAAGCCUCAGAAGACGACAUUAAAAAAAUGCCUCUAGAUUUAUCUCCUCUUGCAACACCCAUCGUAAGAAGCAAAAUUGAGGAGCCCUCUGUUGUAGAAACAACUCACCAGGAUAGUCCUUUACCUCACCCAGAGUCUACUACCAGUGAUGAGAAGGAAGUACCAUUGACACAAACUGCACAGCCCACAUCAGCUAUCGUUCGUCCAGCAUCAUUACAGGUUCCCAAUGUGCUGCUUACAAGUUCUGACUCAAGUGUAAUUAUUCAGCAGGCAGUACCUUCACCAACCUCAAGUACUGUAAUCACACAGGCACCGUCCUCCAACAGGCCAAUCGUUCCUGUACCAGGCCCAUUUCCUCUUCUGUUACAUCUUCCUAAUGGACAAACCAUGCCUGUUGCUAUUCCUGCAUCAAUUACAAGUUCGAAUGUGCAUGUUCCAGCUGCAGUCCCACUUGUUCGACCAGUCACCAUGGUGCCUAGUGUUCCGGGAAUUCCAGGUCCUUCCUCUCCUCAACCAGUACAGUCAGAAGCAAAAAUGAGAUUAAAAGCUGCUUUGACCCAGCAACAUCCUCCAGUUACCAAUGGCGAUACUGUCAAAGGUCAUGGUAGCGGACUGGUUAGGACUCAAUCAGAGGAAUCUCGACCACAGUCAUUACAACAGCCAGCCACAUCCACUACAGAAACUCCGGCUUCUCCAGCUCACACAACUCCACAGACCCAAAAUACAACUGGUCGUCGAAGAAGAGCGGCUAAUGAAGAUCCUGAUGAAAAAAGAAGGAAGUUUCUGGAAAGAAAUAGAGCAGCAGCUUCAAGAUGCAGACAAAAAAGAAAAGUCUGGGUUCAAUCUUUAGAAAAGAAAGCAGAAGACUUGAGUUCAUUAAAUGGUCAACUGCAGAGUGAAGUCACCCUGCUGAGAAAUGAAGUGGCACAGCUGAAACAGCUUCUUCUGGCUCAUAAAGAUUGCCCUGUAACCGCCAUGCAGAAGAAAUCUGGCUAUCAUAAUUUCAGGUUUCAAACUGAGAAGUUUAUGCAUAAUCAAGUAAGGUAUGGUUGCCAGAAAAGCCUAAAAAUUACUACUUAGAAAAUUUAAGACUGUUUACCCCCGUUGUCUUGUACUUGCAAGCUAACUUGUACUUAUUCUUGUGAAAGCACUGUCAUCUUUUAGUAGCAAAUUUUGAUAACGUUUCUCGUGGGAAAAAAAUCAGUAUCUAUCUUUAGAACAAUGUAAUUAUAAUAUGGGAAACGAGUGCGUGAGAGUGAGAGAGAGUGUGUGUGUGUGGUGUCUGUGUGUGUGUGUGUGUGUGCACGCGUGUGUCUUUCAAUAGUUCAUGCCAGCAAUCUUUGCUUGAAUGUUUAAUGAUGCCUUCAGUGUGAUGCUGGCCAAUAGAUGAUUGCAAUUUAAGAUGUCAUUACUGUGCAGGCUUGGAUAACUAACAUUCCAUGAUGUAGUUUGUUUCUGAUGAGAUGAUUGUAGGUACACUUUUCUCAUUAUCCAGUCAUCUGUGGGAUACUGAGUUUUCUAAUGUGCCAUUAUCUAUUUUUAUUCUGCAGUUAUGUUCAAAAUACAGUACAAUAUUUUAAAAUAGACAAAAUUGUUAAAAAAUAAAAAUGUAGUAGACGUGUGUAAGAAAACUUUGUAAAAUAGUUAUGAGUCCUCCCCAGUAGCAACUUCUGGCAUUCGAGCAGGAUUCCAUUAUGUAAAUAUCUGUAAUGCAUUUCUAAUAAGUUGUGUAGUUCGUUCUGCAUCCAUACUACACUGUUUGCUAAAGUCUCAGUGCCAUCUCCUAAUGAGACUGACAUUUUAAAAACUGGUAUGGAAUAUCCUUGGUAAUUCAAGGAAAUAUUCCACCUGCCUAAGUUCCAAACUGGGAAACAUUCAGAUUAUACAAAUGACAUUUCAGGACUUUUAAGUAUGAAGAUAAUAGGAAUUUUAUUGUUUGGCUUAUUAAAAAUAUCAUUUUUGGUUGAUAAUUCUACUUCUAAAAUUUUUUUUAUUUUUAACUGAUUUUAUAAUUUUCCAGUAAUCAAUUUCUAAUCAUGAUUUUGCCAUAGUUAUGCUAAGGAGUUGAUCUCAAAGGCACAAAAUAUGAAUUCUGCAAGAAGGCUGUUUUUUAUUGUAGUUUGGAUGGAUUAGGAAAAGCCUCCAUUUUUCAAUCUCCUGGGUCAUUCAGUGCAUUUUUCUUAAAUUUUAUUAUUUAUGCAAGUUAAAAGUUCUUUGGUAACAGGAAUUCUUGCAAUUGUAAAAUAAAACUACAUAGAUGUAAGAAGUCAUGUAAACAGUUAAUGAGCUUAUUACCAAGGUUAGCAAAACUUUCAUUGUAAAUCAGUCUGUACUCAACAAAUAAAAAUCAUUAUUAGUUGUAUAAACACAAAUUUCAUUUUGACUUUCAGGAUGUCACACUACUUCUGUACCUAGCAUUUUGAGUCCUUAUAUUUGCAAUGUUACACAAACUGUACUAUUUUCUUUUAUGUGCAGUUUGCAUGAGUAAACCAUCAGAGAAUAAAUUUUAUCUUUAAAUUA